This is a messenger RNA of Pipistrellus kuhlii (Kuhl's pipistrelle), 1960 nucleotides long. It is a transcript of the gene KCNIP4, whose product is annotated as potassium voltage-gated channel interacting protein 4. Gene Ontology annotation, biological process: regulation of potassium ion transmembrane transport. The record is from RefSeq and is a predicted model, not a curated record. The transcript is spliced from 8 exons. Gene Ontology annotation, molecular function: potassium channel regulator activity; calcium ion binding. Lineage: Eukaryota; Metazoa; Chordata; Mammalia; Chiroptera; Vespertilionidae. Bases 596 to 1297 code for a protein of 233 amino acids. Gene Ontology annotation, cellular component: voltage-gated potassium channel complex.
AGAAAAGGGUCUAGUCACCAGCCCCUGAGGCUGAUUUUUCCUAGCAUCCUAAGAGGUAGGCUGAGCUCACUCUCGCAGUGCGAGCUCUGGGAAGAGAGAGCAGCUGCUACAUGGCAGAAAGGGGACAUUCGCCAGCUUCCCAGGCAGCAAACUAGAGCGCAGACAGCCCUGCCCAGCCUCGCAGCACUGUUCAGCGUGGGGCCUUUCCGGGGCAAGUUUCCUGGGAGUGUCCCUCCUCUCCACCCACACAGCAAAGUCUCCAGUUUUCCAACAGAUGUCUCUUUGGCAGCUCUGAAGUCCAAGUACACACUGGAUGCAGCGCAGAGUCCCGGGCGCGCUGCUGCGGUUGGGGGACACCAGCAGGCAAAUGCCAGCACCAGCAUGAGAGGCUGGUCUUCAGCCCAGGUCGGUGCUCAGCCCGGGGGCCCGCUGCCUGGCCCGCUGCCUGGCCGGGUGCAUCUGAGAAGAGCCGCUCACUUUGCCCCCUCAGGAGUCUUUGUUCCAAGCCAGGCAUUGCUGGGAUUCUUGCUGCUUUAACUCCCUCCACUCCAAAGGGGUCCAGUUCGGAGGCUGGGAUGCUCUGCCCUCUCAAAGGAUGCUGACCCUGGAGUGGGAGUCGGAAGGACUGCAAACAGUGGGUAUUGUUGUGAUUAUAUGUGCAUCUCUGAAGCUGCUCCACUUGCUGGGACUGAUUGAUUUUUCGGAAGACAGCGUGGAGGAUGAGCUGGAGAUGGCCACCGUCAGGCAUCGGCCUGAGGCUCUUGAGCUGCUGGAAGCCCAGAGCAAGUUCACCAAGAAGGAGCUCCAGAUUCUUUACCGAGGAUUUAAGAAUGAAUGCCCCAGCGGUGUUGUUAACGAAGAAACCUUCAAAGAGAUUUACUCACAGUUCUUUCCACAGGGAGACUCUACAACGUAUGCACAUUUUCUGUUCAAUGCGUUUGACACAGACCACAAUGGAGCUGUGAGCUUUGAGGAUUUCAUCAGGGGUCUUUCCAUUUUGCUCCGAGGGACAGUACAAGAAAAACUCAACUGGGCAUUUAAUUUGUAUGACAUAAAUAAAGAUGGUUACAUCACUAAAGAAGAGAUGCUGGAUAUCAUGAAGGCAAUAUAUGACAUGAUGGGUAAAUGCACAUAUCCUGUCCUCAAAGAAGACGCUCCCAGACAACACGUGGAGACAUUUUUCCAGAAAAUGGACAAAAAUAAAGAUGGAGUUGUUACUAUAGAUGAGUUCAUCGAAAGUUGCCAAAAAGAUGAAAACAUAAUGCGCUCCAUGCAGCUCUUUGAAAAUGUGAUUUAACUUGUCAAAUCCAUCCUCAGACAAAUGUGAAUGAUCCUACCACACAAGUGGGAGCUGCCACUUUUAGCAUAGACUGCUCGGCUUGACACUGAGGCAUAUUAUGCAAACCAGCUUUGUUUUCAUAUGAAGCAGUCCCCAAAAGAUUUGAGUUCUCCAUUUUUCAAUUUGCCUCCUUUUCAUAAUGCAAAUUUCAUGGGAUGGUCUAAGUCAUUUCACACCCUGUGGAUAUUCAAAAAUAAUAGAAUCUGGCAUAUAGGUUUACUGAUACUUUAGCCAUGGGAUCAUUGAGGCUUUCACAUUAUCAGUGACUUUAAAAUGUUUUCUGCUGCUCCUUUGUAGGUAUUCAACCCCAGGAUUUUAAAUGGUUUUCUACAAUGUUGGCAUCUGCAUUUAAUUUCCAGAAAUUAAUUUCCAGGUUUGUGUGCUGUAAUUCCACUGUGUACUUAAGUGAACAAGACUACCACACUUUAAGAAAGCAACAGUCCCAGUUCCUAUGAAUUUGCUGCCUCCACUUAAAAGACAUUCAUCUAUCUGGCGGUUUUUUAAAUAGUAUGAAACAAAUUAAUUCAUCACCAGAUGUCCAUAUAUGCCGAAUAGCUUAUUUAAUAAGCAUUUCUUAAUUUUUCAUAAAUACAUAUCAAGACAAGGCCUAUAUGAUGUUUA